AAUAUCGAUACAAUUAUCGCCGACCUUACAUCAAUAAUUUUUAGUUCGUAUAUAUAGGUAUAGACACCAAGUCAAUCAAUUUGCAUAGGAAGUUAAAGAACGUGGACGUUCGAAUCUAUUCGCAGCAUUCCCGAGCAUUUCUGAAAAAAGGGUAGCUCAUGAAAGAAAGCGAUGGCAGACAGAUACGCUUCAGAUUUGGCUCUUGUCGUCGUUGCGCAAAUAACGCAAACUAUUGGUUACAGCUGCACUCUAAGUGCACCCUUGGAGUUGUUGCAAGACAUAUUGCAGAAGUUUGUACAGGAAUUCGCGCAAGACAUGCAUGGACAAAUGGAGCACGCAAAUCGGAUCGAGCCUAACCUUAAGGAUGCACGCCUCAGUAUAAAAAAUCUCAGCAUAAAUGUUCAAGAACUAUUGGACUACAUAGGUAAUGUGGAGCCUGUUGGAUUUAUCCGGGAUGUACCGCAGUUUCCCAUUGGAAAAUCCGUAAACAUGAACUUCCUUAAGCCUGGAAACGCAGAAACUCUAACCCGACCUGUCUACAUAUUUGAGUAUUUGCCACCAAUGCAGGACCCUGAACUGCGUGAAAUUCAGAACGAAGUUCAAAAAGAAUUUUCGGAAAAGCAAGAGUUUUGCUCAAAUUUAAAAAGUGUGGCCGAUAAGUUGGGCACCAGGCACAUUGAUUCUAUCUCCCCUAAUGCGGUCAUGACCUUCCAGCCAAAUGCCUUUGACUUGGAUGUUGGUCGCUCAGUCCGCGAAAUGAGCAGCGUUGUAAUGACAAGCGGGGGAUUCAUAAGUCCAGCUAUUGAAGGCAAGCUACCCGAAGAUUUCAUUCCGGAUAUAGUUGAAAAAUUUUUAGGUUUGGAUGCACCUCUUUCAUCGUCGAUAAUUGUAAAUCCGGUAGAAAACUCUCCAAACCUGGCUAUUUCUGAUAGAGAAACAGCAGGAAAUCCACGAAAAAUCAUUCCCAAGCAAUUCUCAGAAACUAAGAUCACACAAAAUGCUGCAUUAUUGACAAGUGCGCAUUUAGAGUCUUCAAUAAUAUAUUCGUCUAACAUCCAUCCGAUGUCAACAAUAUUACCUGCUACAACACCUAAGAAGUACAAGAAACAGAAACAUGAUUUAAUAUGCGAGACGGGCAAAAGCGAACAGAUAAUUAACACCUUUGAAAAAUCUCAGGAGAAGUCCCAAAGAAAAGCGUUAAAAAUUUAUCAACAGACCUCAAUGAACCAAAGUGACACCUCAAGUAACCAAUUGCAAAACAUGAAAAAGUCUAAAAAACGAUUCAAUCGAGGAUCAUCCGACAGUAAUAAAAAACAUUUAGAAAAAAUAUUCAAAAAGCAGUCCAAACAUAAACAAAAGGAUCAUCAACCGGACAUUGACGAGUUAUCAUUUUUGCAGAAUUCUCAAACUUCGAACUGUCUUGCCAUAGAAGCUAACACAAAUACUGAAAAUGCUUUACAAGCUGAUAUCCCUAGUCAGCCACUUACAGCAAUAAGCCAGAUUGAGAGUAAUUUUCAAAGUUCAAUUAAUCCAGUGCAGCCAUGUGUAAUUCAAAAAUCGCCAGUGCUAUUGCCAGCAAAAAAAAUCGCAUCAGAACCAGAACGAAGUAAAUUGGACGUUUUUAAGAAAAUUUCUAAGCCACGAACAUCACGGCAAGAUGGAGCGAUUGCAGUACCUCCUGGAAUAGGGUUAUGUGUAUUUGGAAGCACAAUGACUACUCCGCCAUUAAUUAGUCUUCCAUCUGGGACUACUAUAACGCCUACACCUUCACUUGGUCCAAAUUCUGAAAGCAUAAACGUUUCGAGCAUGAAAUUCAACCCUUGCGGUAUAUUUGAUCGAACUAUACCUUUAACUAAAGCAGACGUUGAAAUGUCAAUUAUUGAUCCGACAAAGCCAAAAAAGCGAGGUCGCAAACCUGGCGGGAAAAAUGUUAUAAAACAUACAAAUUUUGUAUCGCAAUCUUUAAUUGAUUCGGUCGAACAGAAAAAGUCAAGUCAAACUAUUACACUACCUCUAGCAUCAUCUCCAGUGUUAAUUACACAAAGUUCUUUAAACGUAUCUCCGCCAACAGAACCUCUCAACUUGUGUAAUACCGAACAGGCUUCGAAUGAUUUUUUGGAAAACUUGUAUGCAAAAGUUAAAAAGGAAAAAAAGAAGUACAAAUCAAAAUACGAUACAUGCAUACCAGAAAAUUUAAUGAAAUUCAACAAGGGCUGUUCUCCUGAAAAAACAUCAACACUGAAUAAUUCUAUUCGUGCCACCAAACAAAAUAAUGAUAUACAAUGUCCAGAUAAAUUUGUAACUGUUUCCAGCGCCUUAUCAAAUGCAUCAAUUUACCCUGGAAAUCAAACUGGAAUGGUUCCGUUACUUCCACUAUUGCAAUUUCCACCACGACCUGGUCUUAUUCCUACUGGGCCCGGGCUUUUUCCUGCAGUCACUGGUCUAGUCGGUUUUGGGAAUCACGGAAACAAAAUCCCUAUUUCACCGUUCAUAGAGUAUUCUGGACCAGAAGGAUCUGUUGCGGAUACUGUUCGUUGUCCAUCAAUUAAAGAUUCUACUGUUACUGAUACUGAUAAAUUUCUGAGCCGUCCUUCCACGCAAACUGACUUGCAAAUGGAUCGAAACUACUGCAACGUUGCUCCAUUGAUACCCGACUCUAUGAAAUUUACUGACCGUAAAAGCGUAUCUUGUGCCAGCACUUGCUUUGAAAAAUCAUCUGCACAGGCCACAAGCAAAAUGAACACGAAACCACUUAAACAGGCAUCUGGAGAUCCUGAUGAUCCAAUUGAGGUUUCAGAUGAUUCAGAUGAAUCAUUACACAACACGCAGAUGGUUCAAAGAAAAACCCCAAUAUCAUCUCCAACUUAUGUUAGAACCAGCUUUGCAGAAUCACAGCCCCCCUCGUUUAUUUCAGCUACAUCUAUUGGUGAAGACAAAUCCAACAUGGAACUAAGAAAUCUUGUGUCUCUAAGCUCUAACGAAUCAAUUAAAAAAUUAAAAAAACCUGUUAAAUUGAGCUUUCCCGAUGUAAAAAGCGUAACGCACACGCUAUCUCCACAUUCAUCAUUUCCGCAAUUUAAUUUGCCAAAUUUUAUGGGUGGUGACAAGUUCAGUUUAGCUGGGGGCGCAGAUCUAAUUCCUUUGUCGAGAAUGAGUGGUUCGGCAAAUUCCACAAAAAUAGCUUCUUUCAGUAGCUUAGGUGGAAGCAAUAUUGUACCGAAUCAAAUGAAAAUUUCAGAAGAGCACCGUAUUUUGUCUACAUUUUCUAACUACGAAGAUAUUACAAUAACACCAACUGGACCAAUGGCGUUGGAACCCAAAAUACGCAAACAUCAUAAAAAGCUAAAGAAAGUGAAGGAGGGGAAAAUUAAAAAAAAAAAAGAGAAAAAAGACAAAUCAAAGAGAAAGGAUCGGAUUGGUUUACCAUCUUUUAAAUCUGACCGAAAAAUAAAAGCCACUGAUAAAAGGCAAAAAAAAGAAAAGAAAAAGGAUAAAGAUAAGCAGAUUUUAGUCCAUAUACCAGAUGACACAGAAGAAUUUACCAAGGUGCCUUUACCUAGUAACGUUGAACCUGUAUUGAAAUCAAGUUCCAUGACAAUAAAUCCACCGUUAGAUGCCACAAGUGGAAUGUCUCCAAAGUUACACCAGUCUCCAAAUCAAAUACCAAAACUUACACUGAAACUUAGCGGAAAAUCUACAUUAAUUUCGUCUUCAGAAAAUGAGUUGUCACAUGCAGGGAAACUAAAGCAAACAACUAUUUUUCCGUUAGAAAAGAAGGAGCGUGAACGGGAUAAUUCUCCGGAGCUUGCUCGUUUUUCCCCAUUGGUAACCGGGCCGCCUAAAAACAAACCAUCUGAUACACUGCUUUUAGGAAACAGUUCUACGUUAGUCUUACCAGUACCUGCCCCAAUAGCGCUGCGUACCGCGUCACUUCCUGUUAGUCAAACGUCAUCUAAUUCUGUCGGUUGGUUAUUAAACCCUAGUAACAGCAAUGCUGCCUCUUCCACGCUUUCGGCUAGUUCCGUUCUAUUACCACAACAGUUGAUGUUGGCGCCUGGUACGAUAAUGAAUAACUGUGUACCAGUAAUAAGCAAUAGUACAGGAACAGUGCCAAAAAGUGGAUUAUGUAGUUCUCCCCUAAAUAUAUCCGAAGAAAAUGCAAAUGCUAUGCAAAUUACGGAAUCAAGUCGUCCAUCGUCAUAUGUUGACGCCGAGGGUAACCGAAUAUGGAUUUGCCCCGCUUGUGGAAAGGUCGACGAUGGAUCUGCGAUGAUUGGAUGUGACGGAUGCGACGCUUGGUAUCAUUGGAUUUGUGUUGGUAUAACCUUUGCACCGAAGGACAACGACGAUUGGUUCUGUCGUGUUUGUGUAACAAAAAAAAGAAUUCACGGGUCUGAAAAAAAAAAAAGACGAAACAAAAAAAAGUGACUUCUAAUUAUUUAGAGUCAAGUUUGUUUAUUUAUAGUUUUAUUAUACGUUGUUUUUUGUACGUUUACCUUGACAACUAUUAGGUUUUUCGGUCGUAUAUCAAGUUAUUACCUUAAUAAAAUUCGCAACACCAAA
This is a messenger RNA of Drosophila erecta, 4563 nucleotides long. It is a transcript of the gene Taf3, whose product is annotated as transcription initiation factor TFIID subunit 3. The transcript is spliced from 8 exons. The coding region runs from base 172 to 4428 and encodes 1418 amino acids. The record is from RefSeq and is a predicted model, not a curated record. Gene Ontology annotation, cellular component: transcription factor TFIID complex. NCBI's taxonomy places the organism in Eukaryota, Metazoa, Arthropoda, Insecta, Diptera, Drosophilidae. Gene Ontology annotation, molecular function: protein heterodimerization activity.